UGACGUGAUCGCGCCUAACCCCUCGUGUUCCUGUUGUGGGACGGUGUUUAUCACGUGCACAGCCUCCUGUCAGUGACUCUGGUUGGCGGGAAGUGUGGAGUGAGCGGAGUGUACGGGAUGGGUGACGGGCUGCUCAGUCAGUGCCCGCUGCUUCUACCUCAGGAUCUGCGCGGGAGAGUGUACGAUGGCUUCAUCCAGGCGCAGGAAAAGGACUUUCGACUCAGGGUCAUUUUGCCAGCAGAUUUACAACUACAAAAUGCCAGGUUAGAGUGCAGCUGGCAGUUAAAGAAAGUGCUGCAGGGAUAUCUGCACAUUGUGAAGCAGAGGUUACAGCACAGUCCAAAUCUUAGUAGCUUCAUGAUGGAGCUAAAGACUAUAUUGGAUGCUGCUCUGAAGAACACAAAUUCAAUAGAAGCAUCACCUGCUCCACAGUAUUAUUCUUGCCUUGUAAAGGACAUAGAGAAUUUAGGCUGGGAUAAAUUAUUGUUUGUAGAUAAUGAAUUCAGUACAAUCAGACUGAAAAUAGAAGAUUCUUCAGGACGUGAACACGUAGUUGUUGUGAGGCUAGGUGCAAGGUACCCGUAUAAAGCUCCAGAUUGUUGUGUAGACUUGCCAGUUGCAUUUUCCAUCUCAUGGACACCACAGAGUAAUAUACAGGACAUAUACAAUCAAGUUUUGUCUGCCUUGGAGUCACUGAAAGGUUUUUGGGAUACGUUAGAUGAAAUUGACACUAAAACGUGGGUUCUGGAACCAGAAAAGCCAACACGUAGUGCGACCAUGAGACGAAUUGCAAUUGGCUAUUUUACUCUUGCAGGCAACAAUGUGUCUGUUACAAUUGACGUAGAUCCAAGACAUCCAACCAUGCUUCCCGAUUGUUAUUUCCUUGGAGCAGACCAUGUGGUGCAGCCCUUAAAAGACAAGCUGAAUAGCAAUGUACAUUUGUGGGAUCCUGAUGUUGGUUUGCUUCAGAACUUGAAAGACAUGUUAGAAACUGAUUUCCCUUCAAGAUCGGAUUUCAAGAAAUCUGAUUUUACCAUGGAUUGUGGAAUAUGCUAUGCGUAUAGGCUGGAAUCAUCUAUACCAGAUCAAGUUUGUGAUGAUCCGCACUGUGCACAGCCGUAUCACCAAGCCUGUUUAUAUGAGUGGCUGAAAGGUCUCCCUUCAAGUAGACAGAGCUUUAACAUCAUAUAUGGAGAAUGCCCUUACUGUACCAAGCCAAUCACCCUGAAGCUACAUAAUAAGCCAUUUUGAAGCUGUUAAAAUACAGAGGAUUCUGAGCCACGGAGGAAGAGUUAAUCACAGAACAUAUAUGAGACAAUAGAUCAUCAGUAAAAGUACUGGUAGCAUGAAACCGUAUUUAUAUAUAUUUUGGCGAUCCUGACUGUAAAGGUCUGGUUCAUUCAAAGACUCCUGUCUUCUCCUCAAGUCAUUGUUAGGAACUGUAUACCAUGGACUGUUAUCCAUUGCUGCUUUGUAGUCCUGAGUAGCAGAUACAGUCAGCGCUCUCUGAAAUUAAACAGAUACAGAAUCUGAGAUAUUUCUUAGAACAAAAUAUAAAGAGAUACCACAUAAAAUCAUAUCCUGGAUUGUUACACAGUAUAUUAUACAAAAAAAUGUAAAGGGGUUGUCCGAUCAUUAAUAUGUAUCUCCUAUCCACAGCAGGGGAAGAAGUCCAACUGCUAGGACCCCUGCAAUCUCAAGAACAAGGUCCAGUCUUCUGUUGGAAUGAAGCACAGCACUGCUCCAGUCAUUGUCUGCAGGAGCUGCCAUAUAUAGCUAAGCUGUAGUUGGCUGUUACUGGCAAUGUCCAUAGACACAGAAUGGAGCAGAAGUGCACAUGCAUGUCUUGAAUUCCAACAGCAAACUCUAGACUCCCUUUUUGAGAUCACAGGUAAUUUCUCACCCGCCGGACCCUAUCUGAUCUCACACUUUGGGAUUGUUCCACAGAUAAGACUUAUCCCCUAGAUAGGAAUGUAGUGACUGAUCUUGGGAGGAGGGAGUCUCUGCCCUAAACCCUGGAAGCUUCCAUAAACAAGGAAUAGAACAGCGGUGCACACCUGUGACUGCAGCCUAGUUCUGACAGGAGACACUGAUCACUGCUCUUGCUUCAUGGAACAACCACUUAAAGGGGUAUUCCAGGGAAAAAAAAACAUUUUUUUUUAUAUAUCAAAUGGCUCCAGAAAGUUAAACAAAUUUGUAAAUUACUUCUAUUAAAAAAUCUUAAUCCUUCCAAUAAUUAUCAGCUGCUGAAGUUGAGUUGUUCUUUUCUGUCUGGCCAUAGCUCUCUGCUUGUCUCGGGAACUGCACCGAGUAGAAUAGGUUUGCUAUGGGGAUUUGCUUCUACUUUGGACAGUUCCCGAGACACGUGUCAUCAGAAAAAACUUAGACAGAAAAGAACAACUCAACUUCAGCAGCUAAAAAGUACUGAAAGGAUUAAGAUUUUUUAAUAGAAGUAAUUUACAAAUCUGUUUAACUUUCUGGAGCCAGUUGUGUCCAAGUGUCUGUUGUUCUAUGUGUCCUUAUAGUACAACACUAUAAAGGACAUAUAGAAGUCUACAGAAGUACUGAGUCAGGCAUAAAAUGACUGUAACCAUACUUUUCUGUGUCUAUCUGGCGUCCCUAUUGUUGUCUAUGCACCGAAAAUAAAGAGGUUACUGCUUAAAAGAUC
Hyla sarda is the source of this 2668-nucleotide messenger RNA. RefSeq names its product FA complementation group L (gene FANCL). Bases 118 to 1251 code for a protein of 377 amino acids. Gene Ontology annotation, biological process: protein monoubiquitination; interstrand cross-link repair. Gene Ontology annotation, molecular function: ubiquitin protein ligase activity. The record is from RefSeq and is a predicted model, not a curated record. Lineage: Eukaryota; Metazoa; Chordata; Amphibia; Anura; Hylidae. The transcript is spliced from 14 exons. Gene Ontology annotation, cellular component: Fanconi anaemia nuclear complex; nucleus.